Messenger RNA from Chroicocephalus ridibundus (black-headed gull), 1069 nucleotides. It is a transcript of the gene GSC2, whose product is annotated as goosecoid homeobox 2. The record is from RefSeq and is a predicted model, not a curated record. The transcript is spliced from 3 exons. Gene Ontology annotation, biological process: regulation of transcription by RNA polymerase II. Lineage: Eukaryota; Metazoa; Chordata; Aves; Charadriiformes; Laridae. Bases 193 to 852 code for a protein of 219 amino acids. Gene Ontology annotation, cellular component: nucleus. Gene Ontology annotation, molecular function: RNA polymerase II cis-regulatory region sequence-specific DNA binding; DNA-binding transcription factor activity, RNA polymerase II-specific.
UCGGCUGCAAGAAUGACAGUCACUUGAAAUGCCAAGAUAAAGCAGCGAUUCCGGGUGGCUUUGCCGGUCCAUUUUAAAAGCUAUGUGAGCCGUAUUUUUCCUUGCGAGACCCUGCUCCAGAGUGAGCGCCCAGAGAGCAAACCCCGCUCAGCCUGAGCUGCCCAUCCCCGCAGCCGCUGCUGCCGACAGAGGAUGUCUUCGGAGCCAGCGUCGGGCACCGAUGCCAGCAGGAGAGGCCUCAAGAAGCCGUGUUCCUUCAGCAUUGAGGACAUCCUCUCCAGCCCGGCAGAGAAGAGCUCGCAGGUCCUGGUCCCGCUCUGCCUGCGAGGCAUCUUGGACUCCGCACCCAAGGGGCUGUGUGAGCUGGAGACCAUCCCAGCCAGCUCCCUGCAGGAGGAGGAGGAGGAGGAGGAAGAAGAGCUGGAAGGGGCAGGUUGCAACUGCUGCUGCUGUUCUCACAUGAGCACCCGUUCCCUGCAGGACUCGCCGAGUUGGCUGGACGCCCGGUUCCCCUGGCCCAUGCGUCUCUUCCACUCGGCUGUCAGGGUCUGUAAGAGCCCCCAGGGGAACCCGAGCGAGCUGCAGACUUUCCACCAGAUCCAGCGCCGGACGCGCCGGCAUCGCACCAUAUUCACCGAGGACCAGCUGCAGGCCCUGGAGACGCUUUUCCAUCAGAACCAGUAUCCGGACGUCAUCACCCGCGAGCACCUGGCAAACCGCAUUCACUUGAAGGAGGAGAGGGUAGAGGUUUGGUUUAAGAAUCGGCGGGCCAAGUGGCGGCAUCAGAAGAGGGCAUCUGCCUCAGCGCUGAUCCUCCAAGGCACCAAGAAGCCCCCCGAGGAGAGCUGUUAGUGGUCGCAUCUCAGCAGAUGAAUGCCAAGAGCAUCCAUCUCCCAUAGCCGAAGGGUUCUGUAGGGGGUAACCUGAAAGGGACUAAUGAAGCGGAAGGAAAUCUCUGUGAUUCCCAAAGGAGGAGGAUAGAUAAAAGCAGACAUGACACUUCCAUGCCCCGGUUUCUCUUCCAAACCUAGUUCACGUGGCAAAUAACCCACCAGGCAGAUGCUUACCC